This is a messenger RNA of Nerophis ophidion (straightnose pipefish), 4660 nucleotides long. Its product is annotated as SLIT and NTRK-like protein 3. Lineage: Eukaryota; Metazoa; Chordata; Actinopteri; Syngnathiformes; Syngnathidae. The record is from RefSeq and is a predicted model, not a curated record. The coding region runs from base 542 to 3283 and encodes 913 amino acids. Gene Ontology annotation, molecular function: protein binding. Gene Ontology annotation, biological process: regulation of presynapse assembly; axonogenesis; positive regulation of synapse assembly. Gene Ontology annotation, cellular component: postsynaptic density membrane; GABA-ergic synapse. The transcript is spliced from 7 exons.
UCGGAAGAAAGUGGGAAAGUGGACGUCGGCGACCACUGGGGAAGCGAGAUGAAGUGCUUGGAGAAGUCUUCAACCAGGGUGGGGGCGAUGAAGAGAUGAGGAGCCGUCCGGCGGUCCGAUGCCGCAGCUCCCCCCUCCCCCGGGGCCGCACUGUGGAGAGGCGGACCUGCAUCCCAAAACCGGCCUUUUUUUUUUUUUUUUUUUUUUUAACCAUCUCUCUCUCUCUCCCUCUACUCGCUCCCCUCUUCCUCAUUGCAGUCUUCUCACGUUCUCUCCUCCUCAUCCUCAUCUUCUCUGCCUCCCUCAUCCGCCUCCACAGGAGAGAGAGAGCGAGCGAGCGAGAGAGAGAGAGAGGCAUGCAGGAAGAGUGCGGCUGAACGUGGAAGACAUGUCGACAGUCAGCCUGUAAAAAAAAAAAAGUCGUCUCCCGGUCGUUCCCCGGAUUCUUUUGGCGGAUGAGGGCCCGACGCCGGGCCGUAGCCUCCGGCCGCCGCCGCCGCUGCUGCUGCUGAGCUGAGAGGAGGGAGAAGCGGCGCCGAGGAUGCAGUGGGUCACCCUGGCCGUGGCCCUGGGGUGCGCGCGUCUGGCCCGGCCGUCGCACGGCCCCACCCCCACCCCCACCUCCACGCACACCCCCCUGGUGGACAACUCCGAGGAGGAAGUGGACGAGCCCUGCUUCGAGCCGUGCGCGUGCGAGGUGAAGGAAGGCGUGCUGCACGUGCACUGCGAUGGGCGGGGCUUCACCAACGGCAGCCAGGUGUCACAGUCGUGGGUCCGCCCUUUCAAACUCAACCUCCAGAGGAACUCGCUGCGGCGUCUCUAUAGCAACGGGUUCCAGCACCUUGGCAACGCCGUGUCCAUCAACCUGGGCAACAACGCGCUGCAGGACAUCCGGGUGGGCGCCUUCAACGGCCUGGCCAGGCUGAGGCGCCUCUACCUCCACGAGAACAAGCUGGAGGUCUUCAGGAACGACACCUUCGCCGGCUUAGAGGCUCUGGAGUACCUCCAGGCCGACUACAACGUGAUCAAACGCAUCGACAGCGGUGCACUGAGGUUCCUCUACAAGCUCCGGGUUCUGAUCCUGAAUGACAACCUGAUCCCCGUCUUGCCUGCGCAUCUUUUCAGAUCUGUGUCGCUGACCCACCUGGACCUGCGGGGCAACCGUCUUAAGAGUCUGGCAUAUGCCGGGACCCUGGAGUACGUGGGCCGCUCCCUGAUGGAGAUCCAGCUGGAGGAGAACCCCUGGAACUGUGGCUGCGAGGCGGUCCAGCUCCAGUGGUGGCUGGGUCAGAUCCCGUACACGGCGGUGGUCGGGGACGUCACCUGCGAGUAUCCCUUUCACCUCCACGGCAAGGACCUGAGGGAGAUCCUUCGCAAGGAACUGUGCGCGGAUCUCCCGGAUAAAGAGUUGCAAGCGGAAGGCGGGAGACCGUCGGGGGGAACGCAGCCCCAGCAUUUGCCCCCUAACUCCAAGACCAACCCGGGGCGAGCCAGGCCGACGAAGCCCUCCUCCAUGGUCCACGGCUCCCGCCAGAACACCCACGCCUCGUCCACGUCGUCCUCUUCUUCUUCCGCAGAGCGCAGGGACAAGGAGAGGCACCCGCGCCCCACAAAGCGUCCCCGACCUUCCAGGACGCCCCCGACAUCUCGCAGCCCCAACCAGAACCCCCCCGUGGCCGGCUACCAGACCCGACCCCCCAUCCCCAUCAUCUGUCCCCUGGGCUGCACCUGCAACCUCCACAUCACCGACCUGGGCCUGACCGUCAACUGCAAGGACAACGGCUUCCUCAACGUGUCCCAGCUGACGCCGCGGCCGCUCAACGGGCGCAAGCUGUACCUGAGCGGGAAUUUAAUCCAGAGGAUCUAUCGCAGCGACUUCUGGAAUUUCUCCAGCCUGGAUCUGCUUCACCUGGGGAGCAAUCGCAUCUCCUACCUGCAGGAGGGGGCCUUCUCCAGCCUGACCAGCCUGAGGAGUCUCUACCUGAACGGGAACAACCUGGAGCGGCUCAGCCCCGACAUGUUUCUGGGCCUGCAGAGUCUAAGGUACCUUUACUUCGAGUACAACGAGAUCCGGGAGAUGGAGCGCGGCACCCUGGACUCCAUGCCGUCCCUCCAGCUGCUCUUCCUCAACGCCAACCUCCUGCGGAGCCUCCCGCCGGGGGUGUUUUCCGGGGUCAACCUGGCUCGACUCAACCUGAGGAACAACCACCUGCUGCAGCUUCCGGCGGACGGCGUGCUGGAGCACCUCACCGGCCUGGUGCAGGUGGACCUGCAGCAGAACCCGUGGGAGUGCAGCUGCGAGGCGGCGCCGCUCAAGCGCUGGCUGGAGGGCCUGAGCGCCGUGGUGGUGGUGGGGGAGGUGGUGUGCCACUCCCCGGACAAGACCAAGGGCGUCGACCUGCGCUCGAUCUCCAUGGAGCUGCUGUGCCCCGAGCUGGAGCCCCAGGAGGACCAGGAGCACCGGACGGUCACCCCCGUGGUCCCAGACAGAGGGGUGCCGCUCGGCUACCCCAACUCGGGCCCGCUGGUCCCCCCGGGGAAGGAGUCGAUCCCGCUAUCGGUGCUGGUGCUCAGCCUGCUGGUGUUGUUCGUCUCGGCGUUCUUCGCGGCGGCGGCGCUAAUCGCCUACACCCUGAGGAGGAGGGACAAGCUGCCGUUCCGCCGCCAGGGAGAGGUGGACUUGGCCGGCAUCCAGAUGGAGUGCGGGAUCUUCACCGAGCAGACGCACCACCACCAUCACCACCACGGGCUGGCCGGGACGCCCACCCUGCCCGCGCCGGAGCACAACCACGUCUAUGACACUAUCCCGCCCCCGGGGGCCGCAUCGAAAGCCCCCGACCCCCAGGGGCAAGGCGCGGCUACGAAGGCGAAACAACAACCGAGCUACUGCUCUCCCGCCGACAAGGACAUGGAGUGGACCCUGCAGGUAACCUCGUCCCCCAUUAGCACCGUCGCCGGGGCGAUGGGGCGACUCGCCGGCCUGCACGAAAACGGCAUCCUGUGCCCCACUGUCAUCGACAGCCAGGGCCCGACUCCUAAAGUGGAGCUGGUGGACUGCCUGUUCCGACUCCCUACCCCGGAGUUCAGAGAUAUGUCCGAUCGCUACGCCAGGCCGCCGCCCCGCUACCCUCACCCCCAGGAGUCCUCCCAGGACGCCCAGACGGUAGUGGUCACAACAACCUCCGCCGCCGGCGCCAACGGCGAUCAGGGGGGCGAUCAGGGCGCCAGACUGAUGACUACGCCGGACUACAUGGAGGUCCUGGACCGCUCUUAUCAGUUUUAGCACUCAUCUCUCGCAUUCAUUAGAAAUGAAUCACAGGAAGAAGGACUUCUAACGCUACACAACCGUGGAGGGGGGCGGUCACCUUUUUGAAGGACGACUCCUAAAGCUACACAACUGGGGUGAGGUCACCUUUUUGAAGGACGACUCCUAAAGCUACACAACUGGGGGGAUCACCUUUUUGAAGGACGACUCCUAAAGCUACACAACUGGGGGGUCACCUUUUUGAAGGACGACUCCUAAAACUAGACAAAAGGGGAGUCACCUUUUUGAAGGACGACUCCUAAAGCUACAUAACCGGUGGUCACCUUUUUGAAGGACGACUCCUAAAGUUACACAACUGGGGGGGGUCACCUUUUUGAAGGACGACUCCUAAAGCUACAUAACCGGUGGUCACCUUUUUGAAGGACGACUCCUAAAGCUACACAACUGCGGGGGAUCACCUUUUUGAAGGACGACUCCUAAAGCUACAUAGCCGGUGGUCACCUUUUUGUACCUCCCACUACCGCUACUACGAUCUUGUACCGUUGAUAUCCCCGCAAAGGAGACCUAACCCCCAUUGGCGAGGCAGUGGGCUUUCUUCGGGGGGGGUCCGUGGAAAAGGUUUCUCACGCUGCAGGUGAAACACGAAAUACAAGCUAAGCAAAAGACAGGAAGAGGAGAGAACAGCCAAGUGCCUUAGCAGCGAACAGCCAGCAAGUGUGGUCAAUGCUUAUUUUUCUAAUGAAUACAGAUCUAUUUAUCUAGGACAACCGAUCGGAGGCACCCCAACAAUCUACUCAAACACCCCUGGAAUUGUUUGUAGGCACUUGAUUUGCUCUCAUCUCACCCGGUUAACUUAAUUUGCUUCAACUUUUCCGUUGUCGUUGUUGUUGUUUUUUAAGUCGAGGGACACGUCUGCCAAAUUCCACACCAACGCAGCAAAGAGACGGAAAUAUCGUUGUUGUUUUUUUGAGACCAACGAGGAAGGACAUUGUUUUUUGGGAUAGUUUCAUAAUCAGCCAGACUUAACGAGGCCUCCAGGACCUCGGCGCCACGUUUUUUUUUUUUUCUUUGAUCGAGGUUAUUGAUUUUUUUUAAGUGCAUCUCAGAGGAAAAAAAAAAUCGGAUGGACAAAAAAAAAAAAAGAUUAAAAAACGAGGAUGUGGAGGCACCCUUUCUUAACAAAGACAAACAAGACAGUACCAAUUAUUAUCUUUUAUGAAGAUACCUUUUUAUGCUUUCAUCUCUUACCAAUAGUAGAGUGUGAAUAUAUUUAUUCUUAGUUUCUUCCUUCUGUAAGGGAUCAUGUUAUAUUACUGUAUAGGAUGAUUCUGCAUCUGGUUCCGCCUUCUUACCGCCAACCCGAGUACAAUAAAGGGUGCUACAUACAAAAUAUAA